CGGAGAUUUAUGUACCAGAUCAAGAAACAACGGAUUACGAGUACACUGGCAGUAUUAGUUCAGAGUCUGGGACCUGCCCCAGAGACGAAUACUUGUACUGCAGCGACCUGACCUUCAGCAAAUUGUGGUAUCACGCACCUUUUCCUGACUCAAAGACUCCUGCUUGUUUUAGCCAGCAUCAAGUCCAGCAAUCAUAUACCGCUGUCGGGUGUCUACAGCACUCUCGAAUGUUUGGCGGAUUCUAGCGUGGAGAGCUCUUACACAUCCAUCAAUGAUCAUGGCGGAUAAUAAGUCGGACAGCGGCAUUUCCGACACUACAUCUGGUGGCCGACAGAAUCGAGCUGAUGUUGACUCCGACGACGACCACGACGAGGGAGUCGUCAAUAACGUGCCCAAACAAGCUCCGCUGCAAGGCCUCCAACCUAUGCAACCUGGUCUUCUCGAUAAUCGAAACAAUCCACGAGCCAUUCGAGGUCUCACAAAGGAAGAGGUGAAAAAUGUGUCGGGCAGCUUGAAGAUUCAUGUGAAGUUGAAUCUAGAGGUGGACUUGAGGGUUCAAGCCUCGCUGAACGGGGACAUUGUCAUUGGGAUCUUGUGAAUGAUCAAGGCCGUGGCAACGAUGUGGGUGAAAAGAAGGUCUCACUAUGGGUGUUAACGGCUUCUCAGCGUCUUCUCUUACUGGGCUCCAUGAUCAGGGACGCAUUCGAUGCAAACAGCCUGCAGGGCAAUGUUAU
Exophiala oligosperma is the source of this 734-nucleotide messenger RNA. RefSeq lists its product as uncharacterized. Bases 272 to 598 code for a protein of 108 amino acids. NCBI's taxonomy places the organism in Eukaryota, Fungi, Ascomycota, Eurotiomycetes, Chaetothyriales, Herpotrichiellaceae. The transcript has 2 exons. The record is from RefSeq and is a predicted model, not a curated record.